AACAUUGUACGGCGUCACAAAUGAAAGGUUUUAUCGCUUUUGUGCUGUGCCUAGCUUUUGCAAAUGGCCAUAUUCUACAUACUGAGUAUGAGCAGCAGUGGCAAGCUUGGAAAACUUUUUACGAGAAAAAAUACAGCACAGACACUGAGGAAGAAGCGCGCUAUGCGAUUUGGAGAGACAAUCUGAGGGUACGUUAAACAUACUUUUUCCCCAGGAUUAUAAGAUUUAAAUCCAGGAACAAAUUACUCUUCCACGCCUCAUAUCGCUUAGAGAAGAUGCUUCUUUCCACAUGGCAACAGACUGACAACGGAAACAAUACGUUUCUAUCAGGUCAUCUACAGAUGACAGAUAUCCCAGGACUUGGACAGGCACGUACUAAAUUAUAAAACUUCAUAGCCGCUGCUUUUUUAUACCACAAAUCUCUUGUAAAAAUUCUGUAUUCCUCUUAAUAGUAAUGCUUAAACUGACUCCACUGAAACUUGCCCUUUCGUUUGAGGGAAGACUGACUUUCAAGUGUGCGGAACAAGCGGGGUAAAUAAUGGUACAGAGUGACAAUUUUGUAAAUAAACCCACACUAAAGUCGAUUAUCUGUGUAGGCCUAUGCGAAAUACCCUCUUUGGGAUUCAAAACAUCGCCACACUGAAUAGUUUAACACGUUAUGGAUGGAUGUGGGCUAGAUACCAUCACCUGCUUUCGUUUUUCUUCGUUAUGUGAAGGAAAGAGGAUGCUUGAUUGGAAUUUUACUCCGAUACAAACGAACCGGAACUCCUACCAGGAGAUACCUAGCCUGAGUAUCAGGCCUUCCUAAGGGGCUAGGGGAGAGGAGAUUAUAGGUCGGGGAGGGGGGAGGGGGAGAAGAGAAAGGAAGAAAGAAACUAGAGCGUAUCUAAGGUCACCUGGUUCUUAAUUCAAAUUUUGACUGACAAGUGUCAAAGACAAUGAACCCUUUCAAAAAUGUAGUUUUCGCCAGUUUUCUUUACAGGACGAGAGAUUUGGGGGGGAGUGGGGCGCAAAAGAAGGGUGAAAAGCGUCCUCAAUUCUUUUCGUAUCUUCUUCGUCUAUGUUGUGGAUGACAUCCCAAGAGAAAGAUCUCUACUGGGGGGUUGGGAGUGAAAGAGAAUAAUACUCUUCUUGAUAUAAUUCUGCAUUUAUAGAAAAAGGCCGUUUAUCACUUACGUCCCUGAGUAACUACAACUUAAAGCAUAGACUUGCUACAAGUUGACCUUUCGUAAGUUCCUAAAACGCAGCGAGCGAUAAAAAGGGAGCUUCGAUGAGGUUGCGCAGCGACAGAGCGAGCGACGCCGAAGUCUCAAGGUUGACUUGUUUCGCUUGAAUUGCAUAACCAACCAGGAAAAGAAAGUAAAAGGACUUUUUGAAAGUAUACUCGUAAAGCCGGUCAAAAAUUUUGUUCCUCUUUAUCAUUUUAAGAAAGUUCAACAGCACAAUUCUGAAGGACAUUCAUACACUUUGGCCAUGAAUCAGUUUGGUGAUCUUACAGUGGAUGAAUACCGCUAUUUCUUCCUGGGACUGCGUUCUUAUUUCUCUAAUGGGACAAAAGGUUCAACUUUCCUCCCUCCCAGUGGGGUCACUCUACCUACUACAGUGGACUGGAGAACUAAGGGAUACGUCACUCCUGUAAAGGAUCAAGGUACGUAUUAUUAAAUCCGUAUAUACUGCCCUGUUUCCGACGCGACGUUUUUUCAAGGGCGGCAUUUAUUUAAAAUCACAUGUCUUAAAUAACAUUGAAAACAGAUACCAUAAAUCAUUCGCAAUUAUUAUGCAAAACGGAAGGAUGUGUUAAGGUCGAAUGUCUCGCUUUUUUGUUGAUAUGGAAUCGUAAUUGUCAGGAUGGUGUAGAUUACCAAGUUGUACCGAGUGUUUUUUCUUAUUGGGUGCGGUCUUUAUUUGAGGUCGGUGUUUACUGGUAAUUACGCCUUCUACGGAAUUAAAUCACGGUAUUUCUGCGUCAUAGAAAGGUUUACUGAGCCGUUUAGUGUUUUUUCAUUGUUAUUAUUUCUUUCUAUUCCGAAGCAUUCUUAUUUGGUUUGCUAAUGCGGUCGCAUGUCAGUCACCCACAUAUAUCCCGAGUGGAUCAAUUUAGGUUUUUGGGAAACUGCCUACUUCCGACUCCCCUAAGCCAUCAUUUUACCCUAAGUGAGAAGUUAGUGUAAAUGUUAGCUUAGGGGAGGGGUAGGUGGGCAGUUUCCCAGUGAAUUGAUCCAAACUACACAGCGAAAAUUUAUAUCUUCACACGGCCGAAAACUACUGCUAGAGGUACAAGUUUAAAUUUUGCUGUCAUAGUUUGAAAUUUUAAGGUAGAAAUUGUUAUUUGUAUUUAGUGCUAAUAAAUAAGUUGUUGCUUUACACUCUAUUUAAUCACGAACCCGAAACUAUUUUUAGGUCAGUGCGGCUCUUGCUGGGCUUUCAGUGCGACAGGAUCACUGGAAGGACAGCACUUUAAGAAAACUGGAAACCUUGUCUCACUCAGCGAACAGAACCUUGUUGACUGCUCCACAAGUUACGGCAACUACGGCUGUGAAGGAGGAUUCAUGGAUAAUGCUUUCAAGUACAUCAAAGCCAAUGGUGGCAUUGAUACUGAGAAAAGCUAUCCGUAUGAGGCUAGGGACGGACCAUGUCGAUUUCGACAGGCCUACGUGGGAGCUACAGACACCGGUAAGAUUUACUACGACAUGAGAGGGCUUUAAUAAAUACCAGCUAGUUCAAAUUCCGGCUUUUUUUAUAGAAAUCAAAACUUACCUUUUCGAAAAUUUCAGCCCAAAAAAAGGCUAUCGAAAAUUCUGGGUGACCUUUUCAGGGUAAAAAUCUAUCAAAAAAGGGCAAUUAUAUCAGGUGUUAGAUGUUCGAAAAUCCUAGGAGAGGCAGGCAAGCAAGAAAUUUUAUAACAAUGUUCCGAAAAUUGUAGAUCUCAAAUCGUCUUCCGAACAGAUAUUUUCCGAAAAUUGACGUAGGGUGCCCCUGACUAAAGCUCUCUGGAAUCGCGCCGAAAGGGCCAAAUCCUAGGAGCCAAAUAUAAGCUAAGAACACAGCGUGGAUAAAACAAGGAGAAAAACUAAGAUAGUAUCAUGUAUAUUUCUUGCUAUUUUUAUGCCGUAAAUAAAGAUAGCUAAAAUCCCUAUACAAACCCCUAUAAUUUCUGUUAUGACUGUCACUCGUGAGGGUACUUGUGUGAAAACUAGCAGUAAGACGCUCGUAAUUGAGGAAGCCAGACAGGUAAAGGUAAAGGCGCACAAGAGCCAAAGGCCCAAACGGCCGAAGCUUAUCCCGGUUUCUUUAGCAUGAAGCAUACCUAGGAGUAUUGCUAGACCCCCUGGACGGGAUGCAAGUCCAUCACAGGGUUAUCCCCCAGCAGUAUGUCCCCGGUACCCAUUUAUACACCUGGGUGAAGAGAGACAAAGUGCAGUAAAGUUCCUUGUCUAAGGAAACAACGUGACAGGCGAGGCGCGGCUUGAAUCCCGGACCUCCAGAUCUAGAGUUCGAUGUGUUAACCGCUCGGCCACGCACGCCUCCAUGGAAGCCAGAUAAUGCUGAAACAAUUAAGCAAUAGAAAACGUUUUCCGUGUUUGCAUAGCCUGAUAUAAACACGAGAGGGUUUGGGAGAAUUUGAGACAGUUAUGCAAACCCGAGAUGAAGUCGAGGGUUUUGCAUAACUGUCAAGAAUUCUCCCAACGCCUCUAGUGUCUUGGGCAUGUUCUUGUUUUGCAAAAAGAUGAUUUCCAAAAUACGGAUUUUUCACUCUCAAAUGUCAGCUUACGCGAAAAAAAAUUGACACACCUUCUUUGUAACGAUUUUCCAAGUUUCAGCCGACGAAGGAAUGGGUAAAUAAAGUAAACUUGUCGAGUGUUGAACUCGAAAACUUUUUCAUAUUCGUUCUUGCGUUAUUUGCGCGCGAAAACCAAUACAUCUUGACGCCACAACCAUGUUUACAUAUUCUCAUGCAAACACUCCUCUCGGCCAAUCAGAGCGCACGUACUAUCUUAGUUAUUUUAUAAAAGGUAAUGAUUAUCCGAAGAACUUUUCGAUUUGUCAGUAGAAGAUUACACAGUGUAAAACUGAAAUAACUUAGUGGAUUCACUUGGUAGAAUUGACAGAACUGAGUAUUAUGUGGGUGAAAUUCUUGGAUCUGAUCAUUGAAAGUAAAACCUCUUUGACAGCACCUCAUACCGUAGGAUUUGCGCAAAAAAAUUGAGAAUUUUUUUUUUCUGUUUUCUUACUGUAUUCUAACAGGAUACAUGGACAUUACCCCGCAUGGAAGCGAAGAAGCUCUUCAGACUGCUACUGCCACAGUAGGCCCAAUCUCUGUUGCAAUUGAUGCUAGCCACGGCUCGUUUCAGCUCUACCACAGUGGUGUUUAUGACGAACCGUAAGUGUCUUCUACAAGCCAGCCUUAAAGUUUAUUGAACACUCUUAUUCCGGUCUCUUAUAGUUGAACAAAAAACAAAUUCAUAAAUAACAGAAGGAUAUUUCAUAUAUCCAAGUAUCCCUGUAUGCUUUAAUAUUUGAAGGGCAGUAAUUAGAGAAGUUCUGUUUCACUAACUUUUCGAGGUUCUUUGGAUAUUUUCCGAAUAUUUCUCGACGGUUGUUACAAUGGUUCUUCUCCGAAUACUUUCCGAAAUACUUCGUUAUGGUAAGAAAAUAGCUCUCUUAUCUCUCUUAUAAGAAGAAUUAUGGUGGUUAUGGCAAAUAUAUACAUUUUUACGCUACGAAAACAAAGGCGAGGGAAGGAGACAAAAUAUUGAAGCGCAAGAAGGACAAAUGAAAUACGCUUGGAUUCUUUCUUCUUAUCCUCUUCUUCUAAUUUCAAUCUCAAACUAAAAGAGCACGUUUCCAUCUAACGUUCACAUCAUUGUCUUCGUUAACAAACUGAAAUGAAUUAUUCACCAUUUUCACAUUUAAUACUCCUCCCCCAUAAGAAAGAAAAAACAAUUCACCAUUUUUGCAUAGACCAUAAUGCACCUCGUUUACCGCCCAACACUUUGCGUAACCAUUGUUUUCGAUUUCUCUUGGGACGAUUGUAAUACCCUGGAGAAAUUGGAAACAAUGGUUAUGCAAAAUUCUGGGGGGUAAACAAGGUGCAUUAUGGUCUAUGUGAAAGUAGUGAAUUGCAUUGACAUUAUCUUCAAUUUCGCUUGUGAGUGGGUGAAAAACAGACCGAGGAACAAAUUUUAAAAAAACGAGGGGAUGCGAGGGCGAGGGCACCUUUUCACUUUCCUCGUCUCUUCCGCUUCUUUUUUCCUCCGCUCUUCAUUUCGCGCCACUUUCCAUUAUCUGAACAACUGGAACAGGCUAGUAAUAGCCAAGAGAAAUUGGAUAUAAUUGCUAUACGCAAUCGUUUGGGGGGAGUGUGUUAGCCUGCAAUCAUCCCCCUUGGCGGAGGUUAACAAGAUGUAUCAUGGGUAAUGUGAAAAAUGAUGCAUCUUUUUUAUUUAUUUACUUGCAGAACAUGUAACAGCACUGUACUGGACCAUGGUGUUCUUGUUGUUGGGUACGGUAUAUAUCGUGGCCAGGACUAUUGGUUGGUCAAGAACUCCUGGAACACAACGUGGGGAAUGAAAGGCUACAUCAUGAUGUCGAGGAACAAGGAUAAUCAAUGUGGAAUUGCCACGGAAGCCAGCUAUCCUCUUGUUUAAUGUUGCAAAUUGAAAAGUAGAAAGGCUUUGUAAGAUAGUUUUCUUUGA
Porites evermanni is the source of this 5696-nucleotide messenger RNA. NCBI's taxonomy places the organism in Eukaryota, Metazoa, Cnidaria, Anthozoa, Scleractinia, Poritidae. The record is from the annotation of a GenBank genome assembly.